Messenger RNA from Bacidia gigantensis, 1149 nucleotides. RefSeq lists its product as uncharacterized. Lineage: Eukaryota; Fungi; Ascomycota; Lecanoromycetes; Lecanorales; Ramalinaceae. Gene Ontology annotation, cellular component: cell cortex of cell tip. The coding region runs from base 1 to 1149 and encodes 382 amino acids. The transcript has a single exon. The record is from RefSeq and is a predicted model, not a curated record. Gene Ontology annotation, molecular function: protein binding.
AUGCUUGCCAAUAUCGCAAAUGAAAAUCAAAGCCAAUACUUCAUCGCAGGAGGGAUGUUUGAAAGGAAAGAGAAUAGCUUGGCCGUAUUUGACACUACCGAUGAGGUACAUCCUGCCUGGACUAACCUUACUACCCAUAUCCCUUACUUCAAUGGACCAGCCACACAAUUUGUCCCUUUUGGUGAAAGAGGCGUCCUAAUUUCCAUCGGCGGUUUCAUAGAUCAUCGCAGCACUCAACAGAGGGACAUGUCUCUGAUCCAAGUUUUCGACAUUGCUACUCAAAUUUGGUCAGCCGUACUUGCAAUUGGCGACGUCCCCGAGCCCAGAUCCAACUUCUGCUCAGCCCUGAGUGCAGCUUCCGAUCAAAGUAGCUUUCAGCUGACCAUUUACGGCGGAUUAAUAGAGAUAUAUGGCAAUACAACGGACGAGCUUUACGUUCUAUCGAUGCCCUCCUUCCAGUGGGUCAAAAUCAGCGAAACAGAAAAUAGCAACACCGAAGUAGGCAACCCCGUUGGUCGGGUGCUACAUUCCUGUCUAGCAUAUAAUGAUAGGCAGAUGUUUGUUCUUGGUGGAAAAAUCGCCACUCCUAACGGCAGCUGGGAUACCUCCCAUUGCAUCGACUCUCUUCCAGGCAUCAAGUUGUUGGACAUGACAACUUUCGAAUGGUACUCGGAGUAUCCCAUACCCAAUACUACGUAUGAGGUCCCUCAGCAGGUCAUCAACAUUAUCGGCGGUGGUCCAGACGGGGGCGCGAGAGACGCUGCUGCGUGGCAACCACGAGUAGACACUGGACUAUUCGGUAGAAUCACAUCGAAUGAUCGCUCGACAUCAUUCGGGACGCCAACUUCAGCGCCUGAAGGAACCACCCACCCUGCAACACACUCAAGAAAUCGAACAGUCAUCAUAGCUGGGGCUGUGACAGGUGGAGUCAUCGGGGUAGCGCUUUUCGGCGUUGUAGCCUUUGAGAUCUUGGGUCGGAGGACCCGUAAGCAAGGGAAGAGAAAACCAAAUGUUACAGCAUUACUUCCAGAUCAGCCAAAUUUGAAGACUUUAGGGAUCAUUCCAAAAUCUGAGUUCGAAAUUUGUGAAAUACAAGGCGACAACACAGAAGCAAUAGAGAUGUGCUUCAUUCGUGAGCUAGAAGCAUAG